AUGCAGAUCUUUGUGAAGACCCUGACGGGCAAGACCAUAACUCUUGAGAUCGAGCCCAGUGACACCAUCGAGAAAGGCAAGGCCAAGAUCCAAGACAUGGAAGGCAUCCCACCUGACCAGCAGAGGCUGAUAUUCACAGGUAAACAGCUGGAGAAUGGCCACAUCCUGUCCGACUACAACAUCCAGAAAGAGUCCACUUUGCACCUGGUGCUGCGCUUGUGCGGUGGCAUCAUUGAGCCAUCCCUUCGUCAACUUGCCCAGAAGUACAACGGUGACAAGAUGAUCUGCCUCAAGUGCUACACAGGCCUGCACCCCCAUGCAGUCAAUUGCCACAAGAAGUGA
Messenger RNA from Grammomys surdaster, 342 nucleotides. Its product is annotated as ubiquitin-like. Gene Ontology annotation, biological process: protein ubiquitination; translation; modification-dependent protein catabolic process. Gene Ontology annotation, cellular component: nucleus; cytoplasm; ribosome. The transcript has a single exon. NCBI's taxonomy places the organism in Eukaryota, Metazoa, Chordata, Mammalia, Rodentia, Muridae. The coding region runs from base 1 to 342 and encodes 113 amino acids. The record is from RefSeq and is a predicted model, not a curated record. Gene Ontology annotation, molecular function: structural constituent of ribosome; protein tag activity; ubiquitin protein ligase binding.